AAGUCACUAGAUAAAUUUUAUGCAAUAUGGGAAAGUAUUGGAAUACCAGACGAUGCCAUCAGAGCCCGAGGUGACACAGUUUCCCUCCAUUUACAGACCUUGAUAUCAGAGAUGUUACAAGAAGAAGAUGCAUUAAAAGAUAGAAUGCAGAAGAGUAUCAGUGAAUUUUCUCUCCAGGUUAAAGAACUGUGUGAGGAACUUCAGUUACCAGUUUAUAAGAGUCAGUCAGGUUUACCGAUGAUACAGAAAGAAAAGGAUCUAAGAAUGAAAGUUGAGUCAUUGUCACAUGAAAAGAAUACAAGAGUAAAUGAUAUGAACAGACUAAAAGGACAAGAUCAGAACUUAUGUGAAGCAUUGUGUAUGACACCAUAUUACAUACCAACUGGUAGUGUACCAUCUAGAGAUCAGAUCAAAGAAUUAGAAAAGCAUGUUGCUUCACUCAAAUCCACCAAGGACAAACGUUUAUCUGAUUUUUUAACAACCAAGAAAGACAUCAUUAAAUUAAUGGAUGAGUUAGAACAGGAUCCAGAAACAUCUUUUGAAAAGGAUGUUGUUUUAGAGGCUGAAGAUUCCUUUAUUUUAUCUACUGAUAACUUGAAAAAACUACUAUCUUUACAGCAAGAGCUUUUAUCAAAGAGAGAGGAAGCUAAACAGAUAUGUAAUGAUUUAUGGCAGACAGUGAAAAGUUUAUGGGAUAGAUUAGAUAUAUCGUUAUCUGAACGUAAUGCAUUCUGUGCUGGUAAAGAAGGUUAUAAACGUAAAAUUCUACAAUGUUUACGUGAGGAGAUUAUUCGCUGUGAACAAAUGAAGUUACAGAAUAUUGAACGAUUUGUAUUGGGUAUACGUAAGGAAUUGACUAGCUGGUGGGACACAUGUUUCUAUAGCAAAGAACAACGAGAACAUUUUGAUAUGAUCUUCCAUGAGGAUGAGUUUACAGAAGAGUUAUUAGAAAUACAUGAAAGAGAACUAGCUAAAGUUAAAGAUUAUUAUCAACAGAAUAGAGAGUUAUUAGAUAAAGUGGCACAACGAGAAUCAUUAUUCAAACAGUUCUUAGAAGCUGAGAAAAAUGCAAAAGAUCCAGAUCGAUUCUUUAAGAAUCGUGGUGGUAAAUUAUUACAAAUGGAAAAGGAUAUGAAAAAAAUUCAGAAAGAUUUACCCAAGGUUGAAGCUAAAGUUAAAGAAGCUAUUUCAGAAUGGGAAAAAGAAAAUUGUAAACAAUUUUUAGUGGGAGGUGUGAAAUACGAUGCAUUUAUAGAUCAACAAUGGCUAGAUUAUGAAGAAUCUAAAAUCAAAGAAAAAGAACAAAGGCACAUAAAGAAGAUUAAACAAACAGUAGAAGAAGCACACUUUGGUACCCAUGUUAGUAAAACCACACCUGUCAAAAGACGA
Lottia gigantea (owl limpet) is the source of this 1389-nucleotide messenger RNA. RefSeq lists its product as hypothetical. Gene Ontology annotation, molecular function: microtubule binding. The annotation marks the transcript as partial. Gene Ontology annotation, biological process: mitotic spindle midzone assembly; microtubule cytoskeleton organization. The transcript is spliced from 8 exons. Lineage: Eukaryota; Metazoa; Mollusca; Gastropoda; Lottiidae. The record is from RefSeq and is a predicted model, not a curated record. Gene Ontology annotation, cellular component: cytoplasm; mitotic spindle midzone; spindle.